This is a messenger RNA of Saprolegnia parasitica CBS 223.65, 1566 nucleotides long. RefSeq lists its product as hypothetical. The transcript is spliced from 14 exons. Gene Ontology annotation, molecular function: protein binding. The record is from RefSeq and is a predicted model, not a curated record. Bases 1 to 1431 code for a protein of 476 amino acids. NCBI's taxonomy places the organism in Eukaryota, Oomycota, Saprolegniomycetes, Saprolegniales, Saprolegniaceae.
AUGUGGGCGACGCUCGAGCGAGCACUGACUUCCAACGAGUCGGCGACCGCCAAGGCGCUGCGCCGCGUGUGCGAACAAGGCGACGCCGAAGCAGUUCGCCGCCUUCUCCUGCAGGCAAGCCCUUUGGACAUCACGGCGGUGGAUCCGAGCACGGGGCGUGUGGGCCUGCACCUCGCCAGUAUGAACGGAUACGGGCGGGUCGUCUCGGCGCUGCUGCCGUUUCUGGACGACGUCAACCAGCGCGAUUUUAAAGGGUGCACGGCGCUGCAUCUCGCCCUCGAGCAUGGCAAAGACGACGUGGCGAGAAUGCUCCUGCGCCAUGUUGCUACUGAUGUCAACGCUGCAGACAGCGCGGGCGACACGGCGUUGCAUGUGGCCGCCCGCGUCGGUCGGGCCAACUGCCUUCGACUCCUCGUACGCGCGCCGGGUCUCACGGACGUCAACUGCCCAAAUCUGAACGGCAACACAGCGUUUAUGGUCGCUUGUGCUAACGACAACAUGGAGACCCUUCAAGAGCUCGUCAACGCGCCCGGCCUCGACAUGAACCGCGCCAACCACCAUGGCAACUCGUGUCUGACGCUGGCGGCGCAGCAAGGCCACGCCGGUCUCGUCUCGCUGCUGCUUGGCCACGGGACCUUUGACGUCAAUCACAGCAACAAGGAUGGUCUCUCGGCGCUCAUGAUUGCGUGUGUCGCCAACGACGCUGCGAUCGCGUCGCUCUUGUUGCAAGUGCCCACAAUUGACCUCGCUCUGCGCGAGAAGCGCGCUCAGCGCACGGCACUCAUGCUUGCCAGCGUCCACAACGCCGGCGCCAUCACAGCCUUGCUGCUUGCGCACCCACACCUCGUUGAUCGGAAUGCGACGGACCAUACGCAGGCGACAGCACUUGUCUUGGCCGCACAGCACAACGCGCGCGAUGUUGUCCAGGCCUUUGCUUUGGCCAGCACCGGCGUCGACUUCGCUGCCGCCAACGCGGCCGGCGACUCGGCGUUCCUUCUUGCAGUGGUCCACCGCUACAUCGACGUGGCGCGCCACCUCUUGCCCUUCAUCGAUGUCAACGCGCCGCACCCGACGACGGGCCAGACAGCGCUCAUGCUCGCGUGUGCGCAGCCCUUCCCGCGCAUGAUCGAGCUGCUGUUAGCGACGCCCGGAAUUGCCAUCAAUGCCCUCGACACGGCGGGCGAGUCGGCGCUGCUUGUGGCCUGUCGUUGGAACAACGUGGCCGCUCUGCAGCUUCUGUGUGCGCUACCGUCGCUGGACCUCUUCGUGUGCAGCAAGACAAACACCCAUGCGUUGGAGAUUGCGGCGACCGUCGACAACCCGCAAGUCGCUGCGACGCUGUUCCAUCGCCUCUUUACGAUGCACAUGCAUCUUGGUCUUCCACGCGAGCUCGCCGAGAUGACGGCAAUCUUUUAUGGCCCUCGAUGUUAGUGACACCCGUACAUAUAUUUGAACCUUUUGGGAUAUUUGAAUGUACCGGUAGAAAAUGCCGGAACGAACCCACUCCCUCUUCCACACUUCGGCACACCUCCUCCACCAUGCUACCAUCAACCAUCUCCAACCAAC